This is a messenger RNA of Chlorella variabilis, 3045 nucleotides long. RefSeq lists its product as hypothetical. Bases 1 to 3045 code for a protein of 1014 amino acids. NCBI's taxonomy places the organism in Eukaryota, Viridiplantae, Chlorophyta, Trebouxiophyceae, Chlorellales, Chlorellaceae. Gene Ontology annotation, molecular function: transcription coregulator activity; histone demethylase activity. The record is from RefSeq and is a predicted model, not a curated record. Gene Ontology annotation, biological process: regulation of transcription by RNA polymerase II; protein demethylation. The transcript has 9 exons.
AUGAGGAAGACGGCGGUGGACUACAAGCGGCUGGCCAACGCCGAUUAUUCCGACUUGUCGCUCGGCGUCGACGCUCUGGGCACCGAUUUCCGCGCCCUCCACUCCGAGCUGCUCAGCUAUGGCGGCUAUCGCACCGGCGGCGUGCGCCAGCUGCCCGCGGAGCAGCUGACGGCCGACUGGCUGCAGCAGCACGGCGCCUUCCGGCCCCUGCUGGUGCCGGCGGCGCCCGGGGCGGCCCGCCAGCUGGGCAUCGCCCUGCCAGAGGGCAGCCUCACUGUGGACCGCCUGGCCAGCAAGAUAGGGCUGCCGUUUGAGGUGGGGUGGGGCGACACAGUGAUCAUCCCCGGCGGCUGGGCGCACGCCGCCGCCACCACCUCCUCCGCCCUCCUGCUGGGCGGCUCCUUCCUGCGCCGAGACGCGCUGGCUGUGCAGCUGGAGGCAUGGCGCAUCGAGGACCACCUGGGAGUGCGCCCCCGCUUCCGCUACCCCGCAUUCAAGCAGGUACUGUGGUACGCGGCGGUACAGGCGGCGCGCCGCCUGCGCCGCCUGGCGGGCCUGUCGGCGGUGCAGCUGCGGGAGCGUGCCGACGCGCAGCUGGCGGCCUGGGAGGAGGAGGAGGGGCGCGCCGCUGCGGCCAAGGCGCAGGCCGGGGGCUCGGCCAGCGCAGACAGCGACAGCGUGGGGCGCGCGGUGGGCGGCGGCAGUAGGCUGCAGCGCGGCGGGGCGGGCAAGAUAGGCGGCACGGUGGCUGGCCGCGCGCCGCCGCGCAUGAACCCCACGCAGCUCGGAAUCGACGUGAGGGGCGGCGGCGGCGGCGGCGGUGGAGGCGGCGGCGGCUUCCGGCGCAGGCGCCAGCGCAGCCCCGACAGCUUCAUUGAGCAGGACAGCGCGGAGGAGGUUGGCGAGGACGGCGAGGCGCGGCCGCGGCGGCUGACCGCGCGCCAGGCGGCGCGCCAGGCGGCGGCGGCGGCGGCCUGGGACGGCCGCAUCAGUGCGCGCCGGGCGGCGGCGGCGGCCAACAGCGGGGGCUGGUCUGAGGGGGAUGAUUUUGGGGACAUGGAGGAGGAGGAGACGGGAGGGUGGGACGGCGGCGGCGGCGGCGGCGGCGGCCGCCGCGCGCGGCAGUCGACUCGCUUUGGCGGCCAGCUGCCGCCCCGCCUGGCUGCCAUGCUGCAGCAGGAGGAGGAGGGGGGCGAGGAGGGUGAGGCGCCGGCGGCGGGCGCAGUGGUGGCGGCCAGCGCAGCGGCGGCCGCCAUGGCGGCCUUUGCUGCCGCUGAGCAGCAACAGGGCCUGGCGGCGCCGGCGCCAGCGGCCCCCCGGCCGCUCAAAAUCAAGGUCAGGGCUCCCGGCGCCACGGCGCCGCCCCAGCCGCCCCAGCCGCCCGCGUCUGGCCAGAAGCUGAAGAUCAGGAUCAGGCCUGCCGCGGCGGCCGGCGGCGGUGGCGCUGCGCAGCAGGCACAGCAGGCGCAGCAGCAGGAGCCCGCCAUCCCUCAGGUUGACGGCGCGGGGGACGAGGAGGAGGGUUCUACGCCGCCGCCGCCGGCGGCGGCGGCGGCGGCGGCGCCACCAGCCCCUGCAGCAGCAGCCGGUGCAGCGGUGCCUGGGCAGGACCAGCUGGCAGCCAUGUAUGAUGCGCUGUAUGAGGAGGGAGGGCCCCCACAGCAGGCGCAGCAGCAGCAGCAGCAGGAGGCGGCGGCGGUGCUGGCUGCGCCGCUGGGCCAGGCGGGGCUGCGGAGGGCGGGAGGCGGGGCGGCCAGCUUGCAGCCCCAGCGGCGGCCGCAGCAGGCCGCCGCGGGGCACGCCGAUGGCGUGGAGGAGAAGGCCGGGGUGGAGCAGCCGCAACGGCAGCAGCAGGAGCAAGGCGGAGACCCCGAGCCAGCCGGCAGCGGCGGCGUGCCCGGCAGCGGCAGCGGCGCACACGCCCGGGAGGGCGCCGCCACCCAGCCGGGCGGGCGGCAGCAGCGCUCCGGCUCGCGCCGCCUAUCUGACAGCUCACAGGGCCAGCUGGAGGCGGGCGGGCAGGGCGACUCAACAGCAGGCCGCCGCUCGGAUGCCUCGCUCUCGCCAUCGGUGGAGGGCCCUGCCGCGCCGGGCCAGCAGGAUGCCGCGGCAGAGACGCCUGCGGCAGCAUCGGCAGCCGCAGCAGAGGCUGCAGCCCGUGACACGCAUGCUGCGCCAGCCAGCCCGGCUGCCCAGAGCCAGGAGGCGGCGCAGCACCAGCAGCAGCCGCUUCCCGCUGGCCCGGCUGUUGCGUCUGGGGAGCACCAGCCGGUGGGCUCCUCUGGCGCCGCACCUCCGCCGCAGCCGCGGCAAGAAGGCGCGCCGGCCGGUGCCGCCGCCCCUGGCAGCGCGCAGGCGCAGACGCAGCAGCAGCAGCAGCAGCAGCAGGAUGCCCCAGCGGCGGCGGUGGAUGACGGGCUGGGCGACAGCGGCGAGGAGGGAGAGGGAGGGGAGGGUGGUGCGCCGCCGCAGCCGCUGUCUCUUGAGGAGGAGGAAGGGCUGGCGGCGCUGCUGGCGGCGCUCAAGCAGUGGCUGCGGGCGCCGCAUGCGCUCAACGACGUGCCGCUGUCAAUCACCAACCCCAAGGCGGUGGCUGCGCGGCUGGAGGUGUGCAUGCGCGCCCUGGGCCUCAGCCUGUCUCCGCCGCCGCCUGCCGACCUCGACUCGGUGCCUCUAGAGCGCCUGCUGCCCAUGCGCACGCCGCGGGCGGGGGGCACGCUGGGCAUGCCGCCCUCGCACCAGACGCCGCAGACGCUGGGCGGCUCUGAGUUUGUGCCUGGCAAGCUGGAUGCUGUGGGGGAGGUGGAGGAGGGCGGCGAGUUUGACCCGGCAGACCUGCUGGAGGAGGGCGGGGCGGCAGGCGGCGGCGUGGUGGUGGAGGAGUCGGCAGGGCCCAAGCGCAAGCUGGCUGCCACCACGGCUGCCAUGGCCAGCGUGCCGCGAGCGGGGGGCAGCGCCGGGCGCGCCCCCGCCCCGCAGCCGGCCAAGCGUGGCGGCAAAGGCAUGUCCGUCAAGGACAGGCUGAAGAAGAAGCUCAGGAUAUGA